CGUGACAUGCCAUGUGUACGAAAAGGGUUUUAAUAACUGGAGCGUCCGGUCUUCUUGGUCGUCAGCUGCUUAUCGAGUUUGCGGAGAAUGGAUGGAACGUAUUAGGACUGGCAUUCACGAGAGCGACAGGAGAAUUGAGAAAGGUUGAUCUCCGGAAUAAAACCAUGUUGGUGACGUCAUCGACGAGUAUCACCCGGAUGUUGUGAUUCAUGCAGCUGCAGAGAGGCGGGUCGAUGUCGUGGAAAACGACGAGGCAGCGACCCAGACACUCAACGUGACAGUAGCUGCAAAUAUCGCUCAACUGGUGAAGGACAAGGGUGGAGCCCUGCUGCACAUCAGCACUCCGUAUGUGUUCGAUGGCACGACGCCGCCAUACAAACCAGACGACACACCAAACCCGUUGAACAAAUACGGAAAGAGUAAACUAGAGAGCGAACGAGUUGUCCUAGAGAGUUUCCCGUCGGCUAUCAUACUUCGCAUUCCUGCACUGUACGGCAGGGUGGAGUAUCUCGAUGAGAGUUUGGUGACGUCAAUAUUUAAGAACAUACGGGGUACGACGGAAAUUGUUAAAAUGGCGGACUAUGAGUUGAGGUGUCCGACGGAUGUUUCUGAUGUCGCCUUGGUGUGUCGUCAGUUGGCAGAGAGGAGAAUGGGCGAUUCGAGUGUGAAGGGUAUUUUCCAUAGGAGUGGACCUGAUUGUAUGACGAAGUAUCAGAUGGCGAUGGCAAUGGCUGACGUGUUUGGUCUGUCGUGUGGUCACGUUGUGGCGGACAGGGAGCCGAGUGUGGAUGCUCGACGACCGUUUAAUAGUCGGUUGGAUACGACAGAAUUGGAACAGAUGGGAAUAGGAAAGAAGACGGGAUUUAGGGAGGGAAUAGCUAGGGCAGUGAAGGAAUUUUUGUGAUUUGGUAGACAUGUGACUUGCGUUGGUCUGGUGGUCAUGUGACUGUAAGAGCAAAAUCUGUUGCUAUGCUGUCAUGUGAGGUAGUAAGAUUUUUAUGCAUGCGCGCAUACACAUACACUGUACACUCACAAUAACAUGUACACACACAGUGACACACACACACACACACACACACACACACACACACAC
Molecule: messenger RNA, 1093 nt
Organism: Corticium candelabrum
Lineage: Eukaryota; Metazoa; Porifera; Homoscleromorpha; Homosclerophorida; Plakinidae
Product: methionine adenosyltransferase 2 subunit beta-like
Exons: 2
Coding region: 572-904 (110 amino acids)
Biological process (GO): S-adenosylmethionine biosynthetic process
Cellular component (GO): methionine adenosyltransferase complex
Molecular function (GO): methionine adenosyltransferase regulator activity
Source: RefSeq, a predicted model, not a curated record